UUUAACACUGAGGAAUUGGCCCGUGAAACGGAGAAGCUGCGUGAAAAAAACGCCGAGCUUCAAGAUAAAAUCGACAUACUCAUCGGAGCCAUCAAAGAAUUGAGCGACCGCUAUGAUCUUCUAAAGCAUGUCCCCAUCUAUAGGCGUUAUCACAUAUUAAAGGAUGCUGUAAAAAAAUUAAUUCAAACUAAUGCAGACCAUGACUGA
Dibothriocephalus latus is the source of this 207-nucleotide messenger RNA. The record is from the annotation of a GenBank genome assembly. Lineage: Eukaryota; Metazoa; Platyhelminthes; Cestoda; Diphyllobothriidea; Diphyllobothriidae.